GCUCUUUUAAGUCUCUAGUCUUCAUGGUAUGGAGUAACAACAAAUUCUGUUCUUGCUUGAUAUUGUUGCUUUCUAUUUAUAAUCCGAAUAAUUGUUUUUAUAUGCAUUAUAAUUGUUUUUCUUCGUUAAAAAUAAUUAAAAUUUAGAAUAAAUUCGGUGAAAAAAAAAUGAAAAUCAUUAUUACCCGAAGCAAGAUUUAGGACUUCUAACAAUUAGUACCAUUUGACGCAUCACAAUUUAGGAUUGAAUAAUUUAUUUACAAAAUGGCUGGUAAUUUCUGGCAAAGUUCACAUCACCAACAAUGGUUACUGGAUAAACAAGAUUUGGUUAGAGAACGUCAACAUGAUUUAGCAAUAUUAACGGAGGAAGAAUAUCAGAAAAUAUUCAUUUUCUUUUCUAAUAUGAUACAAAUGUUAGGUGAACAAUUGAAGUUGAGGCAACAAGUGAUAGCUACUGCAACAGUUUAUUUUAAAAGAUUUUAUGCUCGCAAUAGCUUAAAAUGUAUAGAUCCUCUAUUAUUAGCUCCUACAGCAGUCUUUUUGGCAUCAAAAGUAGAAGAGUUUGGAGUAAUUUCCAAUACUAGAUUAAUAACAACAAUGGGAACUGUAGUUAAGAACAAGUUUAAUUAUGCAUAUACGCAAGAAUUUCCUUAUCGUACAAAUCACAUUUUAGAGUGUGAAUUUUAUCUUUUGGAACAUUUGGAUUGUUGUUUAAUAGUAUAUCAACCAUACCGUCCCUUGUUAACAUUAAUUCAGGAUGUGGGACCAGAUGAUCAAUUACUUACUCUUGCAUGGCGUAUUAUUAAUGACAGUUUAAGAACAGAUGUAUGUUUAUUAUAUCCACCUUAUCAAAUAGCUAUUGGUUGUCUGCAAAUAGCCUGUGUGAUAUUGCAGAAAGAUCUUAAAUCAUGGUUUGCAGAAUUAAAUGCAGAUAUGGAAAAAAUCCAAGAAAUAGCACGAUAUAUAAUUAAUCUGUAUGAAUUGUGGAAAAGAUAUGAUGAAAAGAAUGAGAUUCAAGGUUUAUUGGCUAAAAUGCCAAAACCAAAAGCAGCACCACAACGUUGACAUCAAGUUCCCUGUUCGCCAAAUGUUUGGAAUUCAUGCUAAUACAUAGUGAAUACUUCAAUUAAAAAUGUCUUUCCCAUAUAUAUCGCUAUUAGAGAUGUAUAGAGUUGACAACGAAUAUUGUUCUGCAUUUAUUUUUUUGCAGAAGACACUUUUUUAUCCCUACAUAAAGCUAUAUUUUAAACUAUGUGACAAAUAACAA
Formica exsecta is the source of this 1266-nucleotide messenger RNA. RefSeq names its product cyclin-C (gene CycC). Gene Ontology annotation, biological process: positive regulation of transcription by RNA polymerase II. Gene Ontology annotation, molecular function: cyclin-dependent protein serine/threonine kinase regulator activity. Bases 264 to 1064 code for a protein of 266 amino acids. The transcript is spliced from 6 exons. The record is from RefSeq and is a predicted model, not a curated record. Lineage: Eukaryota; Metazoa; Arthropoda; Insecta; Hymenoptera; Formicidae. Gene Ontology annotation, cellular component: mediator complex; nucleus.